Messenger RNA from Dreissena polymorpha, 452 nucleotides. RefSeq lists its product as uncharacterized. The record is from RefSeq and is a predicted model, not a curated record. Bases 27 to 452 code for a protein of 141 amino acids. The transcript is spliced from 4 exons. Lineage: Eukaryota; Metazoa; Mollusca; Bivalvia; Myida; Dreissenidae.
ACCUGGAUUCACAUUGCUCUACCAUCAUGAGCGAGGAAAUGGUCGUCAGUCUACGUGCACCGAUUAUCGAUUUGGCUUAUGAGCGACAGAAAAAGACUUACACACGUGAACUAGCUAGGCAAUUGGAGAGGAUUCCUUUACUCAGUGGCGAUCAUCGUUGCGAACUUUCCGUUCAGCUUUUACAACAGGUGAGGCAUUUGCACGAGCAGUCCAUGGUUUCUGAAUGUGAAAGUAUUGCGUCUCUCCUUCAAAAACCAGACGAGCGAUAUCAACUGCGACUAGAACUUGAAACAGAAAGCUAUAACUUGAACACAGUUCAAACCUUAGCGAACAACCACUUUAUGGAGCGUUUUGAUGCGUCCACAUCCGCAGAAACAGGAAAGGACAACACCUCGUACGCCAGGAAUGUGUCAUCAAGCGACAUGAACCUCCCGUCACCUACACAGAAGUAA